AUGCAGAACAUGCAAAGGCGCUUUGGGCGCAUGACAACCAAGCAAUCAGCAGAUGACAGCCAGAUUGCUGUGUUGUUGAAGGACUUUGACGAUGCUGAUAUGCUCCUGGGCAAGAUCGUGGACUCCACCAAAGCCUGGCGUGAUACUUGGGUCUCUAUCGCAACAUACCAGAGUCGAAUGAUUGAUGAGUUCGACGGGCUCUACGGUCCUAUUAUCGGCUCCUCAGAAACCCCGUCCAACCACAACCCGGUGGAAACAGACCCAGUCAGGCUAGCUCGGACAAAUCGACUACGCAAAGAAUAUGAUGAACUGCGGACUGAUCUGCUGGAAGAGCUCAAUGCUGUCGAGGAUCGCAUGACGCGGCCAGCUGCUCAUGCCAAGGAAUCCUUGCUGCCCAUGAAGAAGACAAUCAAGAAGCGCAAUGAUAAGAAGGCUGACUUUGAACGCUUCCAAGGCCGUGUUGAUGGCCUCUUGAAAAAGCCCAAGCGCUCCGAUCGCGACAAUAUGAACCUAGCCAAAGCAGAGACGGAGCUUGCCAAUGCGAAAGUGGUUUACCAAGCAGCCGACGAUGACCUUCGCCAACGCCUCCCAACCCUAAUCUCUCUGGUCUUCUCUUUGACUCCAUACCUCCUGGAAGCCCAAGUCGAGAUCCAAAACCGUAUGCUAGCACACUACUACACAGUCCUACACACCUACUGCGAAGAAGAAGGCUUCACCUCUCCUCCUCCGCCAAUGGAUCAAAUCGUCCAAGACUGGGAAUACGCCUACAACCCUAUCCAGUCGCAUAUCGAAAGCUUCGGCUGCCUCCAACAAGGCAAAGCCCUCCGCAAAGCAUCAGCCGACCAGCAAAACGGCAAACGGCCCUCGAUAGGCGACCGCAAAGGAAGCACCGCCUCCUCACUAUCAACCCUCUCAAUUCGCAAGGGAUCAACAGCCCCAACCCCAAACCUAGGACCCAACUCUUGCGUCCCCGAAGACUCGCCCUCGCCUCCUCUAUCAACUACAACCCAUCACAACGUAACAGUCUCCAGCUCUGGUGCCACAACACCCCUCUCCACAGGCGGUGAUUCCUUCAUGCCUACCCCACCAGCAUCCAUGCCAGCGAAGCCCAUGCCGCAGGGCGUCAUGCAGUUCGCACCCGCUGGUCCCAACAUAGAUUACUUCCAGUCUUCGGCGUCAGCCUCGCCGAGGGGCGGAACACCCAUGGAUACGGCCACUGCAAUCGCUGCAAAGAAGAAGCGUCCUCCACCGCCCCCUCCCAAGCGUGCUGCGACCUUUGUAACCGCACUAUAUGAUUUCGGUGGGCAGGGUGGUGAUGAUUUGGUUUUCCGCGAAGGUGAUCAAAUUCGCAUUGUUCAGAAAUCUGAUAGUACGGAUGAUUGGUGGGAAGGUGAGUUGAGGGGGCAGAAGGGAUUCUUCCCUGCGAAUUAUGUUGAGUGA
Penicillium antarcticum is the source of this 1440-nucleotide messenger RNA. Its product is annotated as BAR and SH3 domain-containing protein. The record is from RefSeq and is a predicted model, not a curated record. Gene Ontology annotation, cellular component: medial cortex; mating projection tip; Rvs161p-Rvs167p complex. Bases 1 to 1440 code for a protein of 479 amino acids. The transcript is spliced from 4 exons. Gene Ontology annotation, molecular function: lipid binding; protein binding. Lineage: Eukaryota; Fungi; Ascomycota; Eurotiomycetes; Eurotiales; Aspergillaceae. Gene Ontology annotation, biological process: endocytosis; actin cortical patch localization; plasma membrane tubulation.